AGGGGCCAGGAGGGCAAAGGGGUGAUGUGGGAUGGAGUCGAGGGGAAGCCAACCAGCUGAAGGUUUUAUUAUUGUCAAAGAAGAGUGAGACAAGCAGAUUGGAAAGAGGAGGCAGAUACGGAGAGAUGGGUGGGGCAGUAGAAGGGGGGGAGGCUGCAGGAUUUUUCAAAUAGGGCAGCUGGGAGGGCCUUAAGGCGGAGGGCUGCUCUCUGAGGCCCUACCCCUGGGCUCCCCAAGCCAAAAUGUCCACAGAACAAAGCUGUCCUCUUGGGUUGUUUGUCCGAGUCUGGGGAAGUAUUCUGGGUGCCCCCCACUCCCGUUGUAGAGGAGCUGUUCUCAGCCCCUGACGGAGGGAAGGCCUUGGCUGAGGAACUGAAUGGUGCCCCGGCCUGCGGUUGCCUGGUGACAUUGACGGCGAUGUUGGCAGGACGCUUGGACAACCCCACCCCCCCACCCCCCACCCAGCUGGAGGCCUGGCUCUCCUGGGCCCCUUGACCCUGCAGGGCAGUGAGAGCCUGUGUGCUGGGUAGGGCCUGCGGUGGGCUCUCGGCACACUCUAGUCUCUGCCCUCUCUGCCACAGAAUCUGCCCAGACAGGACUCUGGGCUUGGCCCCCAUUCAAGGACCCUAGAUCCAAGGGUCUCCUAAGCCCCCCUUGCCUGCUUCUCUCCACAGUCAGUAGCUGUCUGUCCUCUGUCUGACUGGCUGAAUGGGUCCCCCUGGCCUCUGCUUCUUGGCUCCUGUCAGUCCCUCUCCUCCUCACCUUCUCCCUGCCUCUCUCAGCCAUUCCACAGUUCUGUGUUCCUGGAUCUUUCCAGAUCACCCUCUGUCCAUCAUCAACAUUGUCUGUCUGUCUGUCUGUGUCUCUGUCUCUCUCUCCCCCCCACCUUUCAUUCCCACAAUUUCCCUUCCUCUCACAUCCUGUCUGUCUGGGUCUUCCUCUUUGUGUCUCUUGCUCAGUCUCUAUCUCUAUAUCUCAACCAUUCUCUUACUCUUGGUGUCUAAUGGUUGUCUUUUGAUCUCUGGGUCCCUGAUGUGAGUGGUGGGUAAUGAAGGUGAUCAAUGUAGAACAAGGGAAGGUCAUUGUGACACAUUAACAACAAAUAGUGAGAGUUUUACUCUACAAAAGGGAGGGAGAGUCUCUCAGCCUCUCUCUCUCCCUCCUUCCCUCCCUCCCUCUCCUCACUCUGCACCUCGAAGUCUGUGCCUCCUUGACUCUGUGUUUCAGCCCUUAUUUAGUGUGUUUCUCUCUCACUGUCUUAGUCCCUGUCUGUCUCUGUCUCUGGUCUUACUACUGUCUCUUUUCCUCUCAGGAUUUCUGUUUCUCGGACCUGGGCCUGGCUCAAUCUCAGUUUCUGUCACACACACUCUCCCUCUGGGGCACCCAGGCAUUCUCUGCCAUGCAGCCUGUCAGUGUCUGGCAGUGGAGCCUGUGGGGGCUGUUGCUGUGCCUGCUGUGCAGCUCGUGCCUGGGAUCUCCAUCCCCAUCCACGGCCCCAGAGAAGAGGGCCAGGAGCCAAGGGCUGCGGUUCCGGCUGGCUGGCUUCCCCAGGAAGCCCUUCGAGGGCCGUGUGGAGAUACAGCAAGCUGGUGAAUGGGGCACCAUCUGUGAUGAUGACUUCACGCUAGAGGCAGCCCAUGUCCUCUGCCGGGAGCUGGGCUUCACAGAGGCCACAGGCUGGACCCAUAGCGCCAAAUAUGGCCCUGGAACAGGCCGCAUCUGGCUGGACAAUCUGAGCUGUAGAGGGACUGAGCGCAGCGUGACGGAAUGUGCCUCCAGGGGCUGGGGGAACAGUGACUGUACCCAUGAUGAGGAUGCUGGAGUCAUCUGCAAGGACGAGCGCCUCCCUGGCUUCCCUGACUCCAAUGUCAUCGAGGUAGAGCAUCACCUGCAAGUGGAGGAGGUGCGACUGCGACCAGCAGUUGGGCGGGGCAGGCGACCCCUGCCUGUGACUGAGGGACUGGUCGAAGUGAGGCUUCCAGAUGGCUGGUCCAAAGUGUGUGACAAAGGCUGGAGUGCCCACAACAGCCACGUGGUCUGCGGGAUGCUGGGCUUCCCCAGCGAAAAGAGGGUCAACACGGCUUUCUACAGAAUGAUCCUGACUCUGCUAUUAUCUUAUCCUCACAGAAAGUUGAGGAAGCGAGCGGCCAAAGCCUCGGCCCGACGCCCCAAGCCCCUUGGAAGACCAAUCACCAAGCGUAAAGUCAAAUCCAAACCCCGAGUGGGCAGGGGGCCAAUCAAGAGGCUGCUGGCCCAGCGGCAGCAACACUUCUUUGGUCUGCAUGGGGUGACAUGUGUGGGUACAGAGACCCACCUCUCCCGCUGCUCCUUGGAGUUCUAUCGUGUCAAUGACACCACCAGGUGCCCAGGGGGUGCCCCAGCGGUGGUGAGUUGUGUGCCAGGUCCUGUCUACGCAACGUCCAAUGGCCAGAAGAAGCAACAGCAGUCGAAACCUCAGGGGGAGGCCCGAGUGCGUCUAAAGGGCGGGGCCCACCCUGGAGAGGGCCGGGUGGAAGUCCUGAAGGCUGGCACAUGGGGCACAGUCUGUGACCGCAAAUGGGACCUACAGGCAGCCAGCGUGGUGUGUCGGGAGCUGGGCUUCGGGAGUGCUCGGGAGGCUCUGAGUGGUGCCCGCAUGGGGCAGGGCAUGGGUGCCAUCCAUCUGAGUGAAGUUCGAUGCUCUGGACAGGAACCCUCCCUCUGGAAGUGCCCCCACAAGAACAUCACAGCUGAGGACUGCUCCCAUGGCCAGGAUGCUGGAGUUCGAUGCAACAUGCCCUACACUGGGGUAGAGACCAGGAUCCGACUCAGUGGGGGCCGCAGCCGACAUGAAGGGCGAGUUGAGGUGCAAAUAGGGGGACCCGGGCCCCUUCGCUGGGGCCUCAUCUGUGGGGAUGACUGGGGGACACUGGAGGCCAUGGUGGUCUGUAGGCAACUUGGACUGGGCUAUGCCAACCAUGGCCUGCAGGAGACCUGGUAUUGGGACUCAGGGAAUACAACAGAGGUAGUAAUGAGUGGAGUGCGCUGCACAGGGACCGAGCUGUCCCUGGACCAAUGUGCUCAUCAUGGCACCCACAUUGCCUGCAAGAGGACAGACACCCGUUUCACUGCCGGAGUCAUCUGUUCUGAGACCGCAUCAGAUCUGCUGCUGCACUCAGCACUGGUGCAGGAGACCGCCUACAUCGAGGACCGGCCCCUGCACAUGCUGUACUGUGCUGCGGAGGAGAACUGCCUGGCCCGCUCAGCCCGCUCAGCCAACUGGCCUUAUGGCCACCGCCGUCUACUCCGAUUCUCCUCCCAGAUUCACAACCUAGGACGAGCUGACUUCAGGCCCAAGGCUGGGCGCCACUCUUGGGUGUGGCACGAGUGCCAUGGGCAUUACCACAGUAUGGACAUCUUCACUCACUAUGAUAUCCUGACCCCCAACGGCACCAAGGUGGCUGAGGGCCACAAAGCUAGUUUCUGUCUAGAAGACACCGAGUGUCAGGAGGAUGUCUCCAAGAGAUACGAGUGUGCCAACUUUGGAGAGCAGGGCAUCACCGUAGGCUGCUGGGAUCUGUACAGACAUGAUAUUGACUGUCAGUGGAUUGACAUCACAGAUGUGAAGCCAGGAAACUACAUUCUGCAGGUGGUCAUCAACCCCAAUUUUGAAGUAGCAGAGAGUGACUUCACCAACAAUGCGAUGAAAUGUAACUGCAAAUAUGAUGGACAUCGCAUUUGGGUGCACAACUGCCACAUUGGUGAUGCCUUCAGUGAAGAGGCCAAUAAGAGGUUCGAGCGCUACCCUGGACAGACCAGCAACCAGGUCAUUUAAGGUGCUAAUACCCACCUCUUCAGACCACCACUGGCCCCUAAUGGCAGGGGUCUGAGGCUGCUAUUACCUCAGGAGCUUACCAAGAAACCCCUGCCGUCAGCAAGCCCACCACACUCAUCCGUGUGCACUGCAGACAUGGGACUGUCAAGCAGAAGUUACCACCCUUUUUCCUAGGCCAGCUGUCUGCAUCUGUGACCAAGCACGGGGAACCCUGGCUCCCAGGCCCAGCACUGAGCUGAGCUCACCACAAAGGGCAGCCCAAUUAACUGGCCAGAACAACCGACAGCAGCAGCUCAUUUUCUUGAAUAGGGAGGUCAGGAUGGUCAGCUCCAGUAUACCCCCUCUUCAGUGAGGGGGGAAUACAGCUUCACCUCUAGCCUUUUUGGGAGAGAGAAGAUCAGCAUCCCUCCCUCAUUUUUUACUAUAACAUGUUGCUAGGUAUAAUUUUA
Molecule: messenger RNA, 4263 nt
Organism: Phyllostomus discolor (pale spear-nosed bat)
Lineage: Eukaryota; Metazoa; Chordata; Mammalia; Chiroptera; Phyllostomidae
Gene: LOXL3
Product: lysyl oxidase like 3
Exons: 15
Coding region: 1400-3814 (804 amino acids)
Biological process (GO): peptidyl-lysine oxidation; inflammatory response
Cellular component (GO): membrane
Molecular function (GO): copper ion binding; protein-lysine 6-oxidase activity
Source: RefSeq, a predicted model, not a curated record